AUGAAACAGACUGAGACUUCUGUAAGGUUUUAUCAGGGCCAACUGAGUCUGCGGCUGACGAGUGGCCCAAGCCCCUGCUCCGGGCGAGUGGAGGUGCUGAUUAACAACACCUGGAGUGCCGUGUGUGACGCCGGCUGGGGCCUGCCGGAGGCGGGGGUGGUGUGCAAGCAGCUGGGCUGCGGCCCGGCGCUGUCAGCCCCGGGGGCUGCUCAGUUUGGCCAUGGGGCCGGCGACGUCUGGCUGGAGGGCGUGAGCUGCUCGGGUCAGGAGUCCCUCAUCAGCGAGUGCCAGCUGAGCCGGCUGGGUCCCGGGCAGUGUGGCCAUGGCUCCGAGGCCAGCGUGGUGUGUGCCGGGCAGGCCGACUCUGGGCUGCUCUUGUCCCUGCUCCUCGGCCUGGGGGCUGUCGUGGUGCUGAUCUUCGUGGCCCUGCUCUGCUGGAGGAUGCGGCGGGACGGAGCCGCUGGGAACCCCCGGGGCCAUGUGCACCUGAAGGAGCUGAGGGCUCCAGGGACCCCACCCCGGUCCCAGGGAGCGGCAAAUCCAGAGCCCUCCCAGGAGCCCGACAGCCAGAUGACCUGGCUGGUGAGGGAAGACAUGGUGCUGUGA
Molecule: messenger RNA, 606 nt
Organism: Mauremys reevesii (Reeves's turtle)
Lineage: Eukaryota; Metazoa; Chordata; Testudines; Geoemydidae
Product: antigen WC1.1-like
Exons: 5
Coding region: 1-606 (201 amino acids)
Cellular component (GO): membrane
Source: RefSeq, a predicted model, not a curated record